This is a messenger RNA of Clarias gariepinus (North African catfish), 5667 nucleotides long. RefSeq names its product kinesin family member 5B, b (gene kif5bb). Gene Ontology annotation, molecular function: microtubule motor activity; ATP binding; microtubule binding. Gene Ontology annotation, biological process: microtubule-based movement. The coding region runs from base 260 to 3247 and encodes 995 amino acids. NCBI's taxonomy places the organism in Eukaryota, Metazoa, Chordata, Actinopteri, Siluriformes, Clariidae. The transcript has 25 exons. The record is from RefSeq and is a predicted model, not a curated record.
CGGAGAGGGAGAGAGAGAGAGAGGGAGGGUCUGAGCUUAGCGUGCGGUCUCAGGUACACACCCCGCAAUGGCUUCAGGAUUAGGGGGGCUGUGAGACUUGAAAAUAAAAAUAAAAAAAUUAUAUUUCUCUUUUCGAGAACGCCUCACGUGAAUAUACGUGUGCGUUGUGAGCUCGCACAGCGCGUGGCGGGGCGCGGCCUCCUCCUGGAGCAGGAUCUCGGCAGUGUUGUGACACCCCAUCAGCACUGGGGGAAGAAAGAUGGCGGACCCGGCGGAGUGCACCAUCAAAGUGAUGUGCCGCUUUAGGCCACUAAACCGUGCCGAGGUGGAAAGAGGGGACAAAUAUAUUCCCAAGUUUCAAGCAGAGGACAACGUGGUGGUUGGGGGAAAGCCGUACAUGUUCGAUCGGGUUUUCCAGUCCAACACUAGCCAGGAGCAGGUGUACAAUGCAUGUGCUCAGAAGAUUGUCAAAGAUGUGCUCGAAGGUUAUAAUGGUACAAUAUUUGCUUAUGGACAGACAUCGUCUGGAAAAACACAUACUAUGGAGGGUAACCUGCAUGACCCGGAUGAAAUGGGAAUCAUUCCACGUAUUGUACAGGACAUAUUUAACUACAUUUACUCCAUGGAUGAAAACCUGGAAUUCCAUAUCAAGGUCUCCUAUUUCGAAAUCUACCUGGAUAAAAUCAGAGACUUGCUGGAUGUGUCCAAGACUAAUCUGUCUGUGCACGAGGACAAGAACAGAGUCCCAUAUGUCAAGGGUUGCACUGAGCGCUUUGUUUGCAGCCCAGAGGAGGUGAUGGACACCAUUGAUGAGGGCAAAUCCAACAGACAUGUUGCUGUGACAAACAUGAAUGAGCACAGCUCUAGGAGUCACAGUAUCUUCCUGAUUAAUGUAAAGCAGGAGAACACACAGACAGAGCAAAAGCUGAGUGGAAAGCUGUAUUUGGUUGAUCUGGCUGGCAGUGAGAAGGUCAGUAAAACUGGAGCAGAAGGAGCUGUGCUGGACGAAGCCAAAAACAUUAACAAGUCCCUCUCGUCACUGGGAAAUGUCAUUUCUGCACUGGCUGAAGGAUCGACAUAUGUUCCGUAUAGAGACAGUAAGAUGACUAGGAUUCUUCAGGACUCUCUUGGCGGCAACUGCAGGACUACCAUCGUCAUCUGUUGCUCCCCCUCCUCUUUUAAUGAGGCUGAGACCAAAUCUACACUGAUGUUUGGUCAGCGGGCAAAGACCAUUAAGAACACAGUGACUGUCAAUGUGGAGUUGACAGCAGAACAGUGGAAGAAAAAAUAUGAGAAGGAGAAGGAGAAGAACAAGACUCUCCGUAACACUAUCACCUGGCUGGAAAAUGAACUCAACCGCUGGAGGAAUGGUGAGACCGUGCCGGCUGAUGAGCAGUACGAUAAAGAGAAGGCCAACGCUGAGGUAUUGGCUCUGGAUAACACUAUAAAUAAUGACAAGAUAGCUUCCACUCCCAACAUCCCUGGAGUGCGCCUGACAGACACUGAGAGAGAAAAGUGUGAGGCUGAGCUGGCCAAACUCUAUAAGCAGCUUGAUGAUAAGGAUGAUGAGAUAAAUCAGCAGUCGCAGCUGGCUGAGAAGCUUAAGCAGCAGAUGCUGGACCAGGAGGAGCUUCUGGCUUCAUCACGGAGAGACCACGAUAACCUGCAGGCAGAGCUGAUGCGUCUGCAAUUGGAGAACGAAGCGUCUAAGGAGGAGGUGAAGGAGGUGCUGCAGGCAUUGGAGGAGCUUGCCGUGAAUUAUGACCAGAAGAGCCAGGAGGUGGAGGAUAAGACCAAGGAGUUUGAGACCCUCAGUGAGGAACUCAACCAGAAAUCGAGUGUUUUAGCCUCUUUAGACUCCGAGCUGCAGAAGCUAAAAGAGAUGACCAACCACCAGAAGAAGAGGGUGACUGAGAUGAUGUCAUCACUGCUUAAGGACCUGACAGAGAUUGGCAUUGCUGUGGGGAGCAAUGACAUAAAGCAGCAUGAAGGCAGUGGGCUGAUUGAUGAGGAGUUUACUGUGGCCAGGCUUUACAUCAGUAAGAUGAAGUCAGAGGUCAAGACCCUGGUGAAGCGUAGCAAGCAACUGGAGACGGCUCAGACCGACAGCAACAAGAAGAUGGAUGAGAAUGAGAAGGAACUGGCUGCUUGCCAACUCCGCAUCUCUCAGCAUGAGGCUAAAAUUAAAUCUCUAACGGAGUACCUUCAGAAUGUGGAACAGAAAAAGAGGCAACUGGAAGAAAAUGUUGACUCGCUCAAUGAGGAACUUGUUAAAAUCAGUGCACAGGAGAAAGUUCAUGCUAUGGAAAAAGAAAAUGAAAUUCAGACAGCCAAUGAGGUCAAGGCUGCGGUGGACCAGCAGAUCCAGAACCACAGGGAGGCUCAUCAGAAGCAGCUCAGCAGCCUGAGAGAUGAACUCGAGACUAAGGAGAAACUCAUUACUGAACUGCAGGACAUGAACCAGAAGAUCAUGUUGGAACAGGAACGUCUCCGUGUAGAACAUGAGAAGCUUAAAUCCAUGGACCAGGAAAAGAGCCGCAAGCUGCAUGAGCUAACGGUUAUGCAGGACAGAAGGGAGCAGGCCAGACAAGACCUCAAGGGCCUGGAGGAGACAGUGGUGAGUUACUUUUUUAGUUUUUUAUAUUGGAGUGGGAGUUUCAGACUAUAUAUGAGGGGUGCGUGUGUGUUUGUGUGCUCAGUCUCUUUUUUUUAUCAUUCUCUCCAGGCAAAAGAGCUGCAAACUCUCCAUAACCUGAGGAAAUUAUUUGUGCAGGACUUGGCAACUCGGGUCAAGAAGAGUGCUGAGAUGGACUCAGAUGACACUGGCGGCAGUGCAGCACAGAAACAGAAAAUCUCCUUCCUGGAGAACAAUCUAGAACAGCUUACUAAAGUCCAUAAGCAGCUGGUGCGUGAUAAUGCAGAUUUACGCUGUGAGCUGCCCAAGCUGGAAAAACGUCUGCGUGCGACUGCUGAGCGUGUGAAAGCUCUGGAGUCUGCGCUGAAGGAAGCCAAAGAGAAUGCAGCACGAGACCGCAAACGCUAUCAGCAGGAGGUGGACCGCAUUAAAGAGGCCGUCAGAGCCAAGAACAUGGCUCGCAGGGGACACUCGGCACAGAUCGCCAAACCCAUCAGACCAGGCCAGCCACCUGUGGCUUCUCCCACCCACCCGAACAUAAACCGCCCUGGGGCAGGGCUCUUUAACAACCAGCCGAUGGCCAUCCGCGGAGGAGGUGGCAGCAAACCGUAAAAAAGAUGCUAAAUCUGCAAGUCUAGAUGAAGUCGGAAGAACUGAGCUGGCCUUCCAACACUGGACAGUUCAACAGGCCUAACACUUUAAACUAUAUAUAUUUGAAUAUAAGUAUAUAUAUAUGAAAUAUUCCUACAUUGGCUGUACAGUUGUCCUCUCUGGUCAUAUGUUUAGAGUUUCCAUUUCCCUGUUUAAACACACCAAAAAAAAAAGAAGAAAGAAAUAGGACAAAAAUGAGUGCAAUCACCGCUCUGUAAGUAGCUUGUAGCUUCACUCUUAAUAAAUGCAUUAGAUUUUUAGCCCUCACUGUGCCAAGCGGAAUGUAUCAUCAAAAAUGACAAAGAUUAAAAAAAAGGCAGGAAUGAAUGGAAAAUUUACUUCCAAAAAAAAGGGUAAAAAAAAAAAAACCCAGCUACUGCAUCCUCCUAGCUUAUUCAUGUAUGCAUCAUGCUACUUGUUUUUAAUUGUUUUGAAAAGAGCGUCUUUGUUCUUUCUUGCUUCCACUGAGCAGUUUCCAAUAAACUAAUUCACUUUGAAUGGAUAAUUUAAACACUACAGUCAGUCUAUGUGAACACACCCUGUUUUCGUGCACUGGGAUAAGUUAUUGGGGCCUUAGUGUGGUAAUAUGAAAAGGAAUAAGAAAGUGGAACAAAAAUGAAGGUUUUAAGAGAACACAAAGCUGCUGAUUGUAGACACUCCACAUAUUACUUUAAAGCACUGUACAAAAUAGACAUAGUAGUAAACGUGCAUCAUUACUGAUGAUAGUAAUAUCAGCAUUACAAAAUGUGUGUAAAAGUUCAGUCUCUGUAAAUGGAAGGUCACCUGUAAUGUUAUAGAUAUUGCUGUUUUUAUAAUUCACAAAUUUAACAAAUCAGUCACUACUCAUCAGUUGAUCAUAUUGAUUGGGAGUACUGCCUUAUAGCCUUCCAUUAGUUCAGCCUGUGAUCUAUCAUGUGGAUAUUUGAAUAAAUGCAGUAGCAUUUUAACUAUAAUAGAUGUAGACAUUUUACCUCUAAUGGGCUUUAAAUUGAACUCCCCAGUUAGAAGUGGUGUUGGGAUAUUUUAAUCUUUCCUUUUAGUAAGUCGUUAUGUUCAUCACACCGAUACUAAGCAAUAUAGAGAAUGUUGGCUUUGUAGUCUUACUUAGCUUAAAAACAGCUGUCUCUGUAUCUUGGUACUGAUUUCAGCACCUGCAAAAAUCUGUUCUAAAUAACUACCACUCUGUUUUUUUUUUUUCAUUUCUAAACAAGACUAUGCCUUGUUUGAAAUACGAUUCAACCCAUGACCAUUUUGCAAAUGCUUCACCCGUUAACCGGUCAAUAUUCUUUAGAGAUUAUAACAGUUACUGAGCAUCAGUGGUCAUUGGCUUUGAUUCUGUACUCUGCCCCUGCAGAUUGUAUGGACUAAAUGCUUUCAAAAGUCUGGCUGUAAGCUUUGAUCAUGCUUUAGCUCCUGAAUAUUUAUUGUGAUUAAAUGUAGCCAUUGUGUUUGGCUUGCACAUUUAAUAAAAAUCAAGAUCAGAUACAUGUUUCAUACCUACCACCGUUUUAAGAGUUUUGUUGCCUUUGUGAUUGCAGUUGAAAGUCUAGGUUUGAUCAUUAUCUUUUUGAUAACCUUUCUCUUGUCCAGUUCUAAGACUCAGCAUGACGUUGCAGCGUUUAAUGGCCUAGCUGACUUUACAAUAGGGUCUAUUUAAUAGUUAUUUACCAUAUUUUCAUUGUAUUUGCAGGUGGAUGUUUUAUUUAUUGAUUGUUUUAAUAUAGACAUGGGAUUCUUCUUUUUGUUUCAUUCUUUUUUCUUUUUUUUUACGUGUUUUUUUUUCUUUUGGCUUCCAUUGUCAGGUUUCCUUUCUGAUGACUUUUUCACCUACAUCCUAGUUCUCCUUUGUAAAUUUUAGUUGCUUUAGCAAGCACGGUGAUGGCUGAAUAACUGAUAGAAAUGAAUUUAUUUGUGCAAUAUGGAUCAGGCAUGAAUAAUUUUACAGAAUAUUGAUAAAAGUGAUACAUUAAGCGCAUAACUUAAACAUUACUGGCCUGGUUUUAUUCCAUUUCCCUCUGUACUUUUUGAAAGCACUUUAAAUGUUCCAUCUCAGUUGAACGCCUCACUUAUUGUAAACAGAGUUAAAUUGUCUCAUGUUAAAUUGAUUAGAUGAUUAGGUUUUUUUUUUCCUUUGCUGAGUUUUGUAAUUGUUAUUUUUGAACAGUUUUGCUUACUUGAGACCGUUGUCUUGAAUCUGCAUUGUAGCUUAAAUGAUAACAGUACCUGUGAUGAUGAUGGAGAGGGAUCUUGGUGUCUACACUCAGCUCUCGGAGUUGUGCAGAGUCAUAAACUGGACUGAACUGUAUAUUUCUUUUGAAUGCUUACUGUAGGGCAGGUUUUCACCCCUUGACAUGAAAUAAAAUAAAAAUUAAUGGCAUACA